GUAGCAACACCCAGCUUCCCAAACUGGAACCCAGCAGCACAAAAUGGUCGACAUCCAGAAUGAACUUCCCACCCUCCGCUGGGGCAUCGUCGCCACGGGCCUGAUCUCGUCCUGGUUCGUCCAGGACCUGGUCAUGGAGCGCAAGGACCCAAAGGCGAAGCACGUCAUCCAGGCCAUCGGGUCCUCAUCGGUCGAGAAGGGGACGGUAUUUGCCGAGAAGCACCUGGCGGGCAGCGGCCACGCCCCCAGCGUCUACGGCAGCUACGACGCCGUCUAUCAGGACCCGGCCGUCGACAUCGUCUACAUCGGCACGCCGCACGCCCUGCACAAGCAGAACUGCCUCGACGCCAUCGCCGCCGGUAAGCACGUGCUGUGCAAGAAGCCCUUCACGCUCAACGCGGCGCAGGUGGGCGAGGUGUUCGCCGCGGCCCGGGCCAGGGGCGGCGUCUUCGUCAUGGAGGCCAUGUGGACGCGCUUCUUCCCCCUGGUGCGGACGCUGCGGUCGCUGGUUCACGGGGACGAAAGGGCCAUCGGCGACGUCCAGCGCGUCCUCUGCGACUUCUCCAUGGACCAGAACCCGGGCUCGCUGGGGCCCGCGUCGCGGCUCAAGGACCCGGCGCUGGGCGCCGGCAGCCUGCUCGACAUUAGCAUUUACAGCCUUACCUGGGCCCUGCUUAUGCUCGAGGACCCCGCCGCCGCCGAUGCCGAUGCCGCGAGGCGGCGGCCCAAGGUGGCCGCCCUGCAGACGCUGGCCGACGGCAUCGACACGGCCUCGUCGGCCAUCCUGCUCUACCCCGACGGCCGGCAGGGCAUCGUCACGAGCUCGUCGGCCAUCAAGAAGGGCAAGCAGCCGUUCUGCACCGUCCAGGGCACGCGGGGCUACGUCGAGGUCCAAGGGUUCACGUCGGCGCCCGGCUUCUUCACGGUACACACGUUCGACGCCGAGGGCGGCGGGCUGUUGUCGAGGCGCUACGACUUUGAGCGGCCCGGCAGGGGGUUCUACUGGGAGGCGGACGCGGUGGCGCAAGACAUUUCGGCCGGGAGGGUCGAGAGCAGCGUGAUGCCGUGGGCCGAGACGGUCAGGGUCAUGGAGCUGCUGGACACCAUCAGGAAACAGGGCGGCGCCCGGUUUCCUCAGGACUCCGAGUAG
Messenger RNA from Gaeumannomyces tritici R3-111a-1, 1150 nucleotides. RefSeq lists its product as hypothetical. The record is from RefSeq and is a predicted model, not a curated record. Lineage: Eukaryota; Fungi; Ascomycota; Sordariomycetes; Magnaporthales; Magnaporthaceae. The transcript has a single exon. The coding region runs from base 44 to 1150 and encodes 368 amino acids. Gene Ontology annotation, molecular function: nucleotide binding.